Messenger RNA from Tigriopus californicus, 979 nucleotides. RefSeq lists its product as uncharacterized. Lineage: Eukaryota; Metazoa; Arthropoda; Copepoda; Harpacticoida; Harpacticidae. The transcript is spliced from 3 exons. Gene Ontology annotation, molecular function: chitin binding. Bases 151 to 840 code for a protein of 229 amino acids. The record is from RefSeq and is a predicted model, not a curated record. Gene Ontology annotation, cellular component: extracellular region.
UGAAGCGUGAAGAGACACUGGACUGGAAUCAUAUGCAUCGUACUCAUCCACAUUACCUUGCUUGGCCACCCUUAUGUAGAACAUACUACUACUAGGGUCUUCCCCGUCUCUCAGUUGUUUUGCGGACCUUCUUCGACAAUCACUAUAAACAUGGGACACUUAACCUGCCUUUCUCUCUUGGUGGGAGCUUUGGCAUUUCUUGACUGGACCCGGGCUCAAGAUGUAGAGGAAGUCUUGUCCUUGGGCUCGGACUUCUCGUGCACAGGGCGUGUAUACGGGUACUAUGCAGAUCCCAGGGCAGACUGUCAAGUCUUUCACAUUUGCUUGGGUCGUCGUGACGUCAAAUGGAGCUUCAUGUGUCCAAAUGGAACCAUUUUUAAUCAGCAACACUUUGUCUGUGAUUUUGCCCUGAACGUGGAUUGCAAUGUGACAGAAGAGUUCUACAACUUGAACGAGUUGUUCCAGUAUCCCGUCCCCGAAGUCAAUUCGACCGAGUCUAACAACGUACGGGACCAAGCCUCCUCACUAAGCGAUCUUAAAAUUCUGCCGCAUCAUGACACUUCCCUUGAAGCACCAACGAGUAAUGCCCGAGGGUCCAAUACCCGCAAAUCUGUCAGUCAAUUGGCUAGCAUUACUUUGAGGCCCAAUCAACUCCCUGUUACCGCUGAAGAGCCACGCCAAGCCACCUCGGUCACGGACCGCAUUGACAAUGUGAAGUCUACUCGACUCACUUCCAACAAACCAACCAUUUUAGCGCCCCUGGGAUCAACAGUUUCUUUGGUGAUCAACUCACUUGAUAGGUCACGCACAACCACGCUGGGGACCACUCAAACUCCAUAAAGUGUUCACCAGGAUCUAGAGUCAUUUUUAUUCUCACGCUCUAGAUGUAUUUAUUGGGCAUUGGACUACGCCACGGAUCUCGGGAAAAGAAAUAAAUGCAACACGAAUUUUAUUUUUGGGGGCUGGGAUGCCCAUAAUG